UUCUCCUCAUCGCUAUUUUUUUGUUUGUAUGGGAUCUUAUUCUUGAUUCAAGCUGAACAUCGUCAAUAUAGCAACCUAUCAACCUUGUAAAUGGAGGAUGAUAUAGUAACCCUUAAACUUUCCUUGAUCUUUCAUUAAAAGAAUAAUGCCUGUGCCAGAUCCACAGGCGGGGAGGGCAUUCAUCUGUCUCAUUACCUUGUUUCUUUUCUUGUCCAUAGCUGUCGGAGGAGGUUGUCUUAUUGCAUACACAAUCCUCCCUUACCCACCAAUAUGGCUCUCUUACCUCGGCAUUUUCUUUGUUUGUCUCCCUUGGUUCUUUUGGAUUCUAACCUUUGUAUACCGCAUCGUUUCACGCACUUUUGGAUUUAGGAUGGUUAUUGGAUCUGGUGGUAAUGAUAACACCGCAAGCAGAGAGACCAUGCCAUCUGAUCUUGACCCUCCUGAGAAAUCAUUAGAACCUCUUGAUAAUGAUAAUCCAGAGGAUAUAGCCAAUCCACAAGGCCAAGUUCUAGUGUCUAUGGAAGGGAACCAAUCGAAGAAACGAAUGUCAACCUCUAGUGUUGGUUCUCAUGAAAGUGAGAUGCCACUAGCCAUUUCUAUGGCCUCAUGAUCAUAAAUGUUUUGAUACAAAAUGUGAUAUUGCCAUAGACAACAUCAGUGAGAUGCUACCAAGAUUUGUAGCCUCUUCAAAACAUGGGAUUGUUUGUUGUUUUUAGAUUU
Messenger RNA from Raphanus sativus (radish), 720 nucleotides. RefSeq lists its product as uncharacterized. Lineage: Eukaryota; Viridiplantae; Streptophyta; Magnoliopsida; Brassicales; Brassicaceae. The transcript has a single exon. The record is from RefSeq and is a predicted model, not a curated record. Bases 146 to 610 code for a protein of 154 amino acids.